Molecule: messenger RNA, 1015 nt
Organism: Ilyonectria robusta
Lineage: Eukaryota; Fungi; Ascomycota; Sordariomycetes; Hypocreales; Nectriaceae
Exons: 1
Coding region: 207-845 (212 amino acids)
Source: RefSeq, a predicted model, not a curated record
CGUUCCCCAGGGAAAGCAAAGCAAAGCAAAGCAAGGAAAUAAGAAAGGAAAGAUUGCGAAUGUCCGAGGCUUUGAAGGAUGAAACCCACAACAGCCUCACCUGGCCCUCACCGUGUACUGCGUACCGACCCUGUCCUAACCCACGCCGUCAGCUCGUGUUCUCGUCUCACCACAUCCCCUCCACAUCUUUGCUAUAAAUCUUACCCAUGGCGAUGAUACAUCCGGCUGAUGGAGGAGGUGGGAUGGCUGCCGCCCCGGAGGAAAAGUCUGUAGAGUCACGAUCCCACAUGGAGCAUCCCGCAUCGCAAGGCCCUACGCCCCAGAGAAAUUGCCCCGUCGCAGGCGCUACGUACGCACUACACCGACGCGCGGGAAGCCAAUGCUGCAGCCGGAACCCCCGCAGCCUUCGAAUAGCGGCUGCAGGGCGGCGUGUCCAUUAUUGGCGUGCCCAUUAUUGUGUGAUAUAUCGCCCACUUGUGCUGGAGGUGAGGCGGACCAACACGCCGCGGUUCGCCUCACUUUUUGGGCCAACGAGCGUCCGGCACCUCACUGAGACAACAAGGCCCUCCGAGCACUGGCGGACGGGGGCUGGAUGCGGCUGCAGGGUGACGAGACUUUGCGGCGUCGUAGUCGUAUUGCCAGUGAAAUUGCCGACGAGGCUCUGGCCGUCCAAGGGGGAGGGGGUUUUGCUCGAGGGCGAGUAUAAGUGCGAGACGCGGCCGGCGAAGGAGGGUUGGUUUUGUCCACAACAACGAAGCCCGAAAGGGGCGGAUACACCACCACCUCGACAAGAUCCACCCCUUCUUCUUUUCUUCUUCCUCUCCUUAAUAAUACCAUCUUCUUAAUGAUUCUCUCAAUUUCCAAUGCCUCUGCGUUGCGCUGCUGAGCGAGCCGGCUCCUCGACACCAACACCCACAACACCGCGGCGAGCCAACGCAUCCCAAUUGCACCAUGGCACGCCCACAACAACAAAAACUACGUUGACCACGUUCACCGAACGGCCGGUCGUUUCCUG